CGUGGCACUUUGGUAAUGGCUCGGCAGCCUAUUAUAGGGGGGAGGGGUGUUGUGCUGCUGAAACUCGAGUUGCCCAAAGGCUUGCUGGGCGCAAUGCCAGCAAGAUGCACGUUGCCUUGCCAUCCCCUAGGCACACUAGCAAGCACGUUGUGGUUGUGGUGUGCCGCCGGAGUCCCCCGCCUCGGGUCCAAGGUCGAGCAUGGGCGUCUGGCUGCGGCGAACCCCGAUCACCGAAGGAGCAACAAGAAGGGAAACACGUUGGUGUACGGCCCACCUAGGCACCACCUAGGGAGCAUGGCGUGGUGGAGUUGUGCCUUGGGCACCUGCGUCAUGCUCGCCCUACGUCUAGGGUCGAUGUACGACGGUGCCCGAUGCGGUGUGGGUUGGGCGUUGCUUAAUCCAGACGGUGCGGCUGUUCGGCUAUCUCCCGAAGCACCUCACGCAUCGGGCUGUCCCUUGAAUGUUCUUCGUCGCUUCCCCCGAACCCUGUCUAUCGGCGCUGACACGGCUACCUCGUGUGCUUCCGCUUGCCUGCACGCGCCUAGGCGUGUGGGACGCGGUUUGUCCGGGCGUGCUGUGUUUGGGGACCGUGGUGGCAGAUGAGCGGUGUGUGAGUUG
This is a messenger RNA of Arachis ipaensis, 618 nucleotides long. NCBI's taxonomy places the organism in Eukaryota, Viridiplantae, Streptophyta, Magnoliopsida, Fabales, Fabaceae. The record is from RefSeq and is a predicted model, not a curated record.